CCGGGCGCACCGCACAGCCUGCCCAUGGGGGGUGCGUGGUGGGGAGCAGCGCCGGAGGCCAAGGGAGAGAUGGGUGGUGACAGGGUGCACUUCUGCACAGGCAGCCAGAGGGUGUCCCUGCGCCCCCCAGGGCUGGACUCGGCGGCGGGGGGUCCCGCGGCCCCCAGGAAGCUAAGGCUCGCUCAGACCACCGUGGCAGUUAUGGCUGUGACUCUUGUCUCCUCGCUGGUGGCUCUCGUUGUUGUGGUCCUGCAGAAGCCAGGAUCCCCGCCCGUGCCCUUUCAGCAGUUUCAAGCCUCGACUCCGACUCCGGGAGACAAGGCCGCGGCCGAGCAGCUACCCGCGGAGCCGCACGAUCCCCACCGCUCUGACGGGCUGGCAGAGUUGCAAGAGACUCUCCAGAUGUUUAAAAGCCAUGUGGAGAAUUCCAACACCUGGAGCACGGAGAUCUGGAUGUUGACUUGCAGAGUGGACAAUGUCAGUUCUCAGAUCCAGGUGCUCAGUGGGCAUCUGGAAGAUGCCAGCGCUGACAUCCAGAUGGUAAAAGGCAUUCUACAGGAUGCCAAUACCUUGAGUUUCCAGACCCAGAUGUUGAGGAGUUCAAUGGAGGGGGCCAGUGCGGAGAUCCAGAAGCUAAAAGGAGAUCUGGAAAAUGCAAAUGCUUUAAAUUCCCAGACCCAUAGUUUCUUAAAAAACAGUUUAGAAAAUGCCAGCAUUGGUCUCCACAUGCUGAGUGGAGGCUUAGGAAAUGCCAACACUGAAAUUGCAAUAUUGAAGGCAGGGCUGAAAAUGGCAAAUGCCCAGGCCCAGUGGGCAAACAGUAGUUUAAAGGAUGCUAAUGCUCAGAUCCAUGUUUUGAGAGGCCAACUUGCUAGUGUUGAUGAUUUAAGGGCUGAAAACCGGGUUUUAAGAAGUAGUUUGGAAGGAGCCAAUGCUGAGAUCCAGAGGGUCAAGGGAAGCGUGCAAAAUGCCAAUGCUUUAAACUCCCAGACCCAGACUUUUCUAAGAGGCAGUUUAGACAACACCAGCUCGGAGAUUCAGUUAUUAAGAGGUCAUUUCAAAAGGAAUGGGGAUGAGAUUCUCUUGUUAAAAAGAGAUUUGGAAACAGUCACUGCCCAGACCCAGGUAACAAGCAACCAUCUGGAGCGGACAGAUGCUCAGAUCCAAUUAUUAAAAACAGAGCUUGAAAAUGCCAAUGCCUUAGAUCCCAAGAUUCAGGUGUUAAGCAGUUAUCUGAAAAAUGCCAGCAGUGAGAUACAGACCCUAAAACAAAGAGUGGAAGCUGCUGCAUCGUUAGUUUCCAAGACCCAGAUGUUAGAGAGCAAUCUGCAGAAGGCCAAUGCCGAGAACCAGCAGUUAAAGUGGGAUUUAGAGAACACCAAAACGCUAAUUAAGAAAAUCCAGGAGAAGCAGAACGGCCUGGAGACAAUCCGUGAGGCCUUUGGUUCCCAGGAGCAGCUACAGAGGACCCAAAAUCAGCUUCUUCACCUGAUCCUGCAAGGCUGGGAGGCCCAUGGCGCCAGCUUGUACUACUUCUCUCACGUCAAGAAGUCCUGGCACGAGGCAGAGCGCUUCUGUGUGUCGCAGGGAGCCCACCUGGCCUCAGUGACGUCAGAGGAGGAGCAGGCCUUUCUGACGCGGUUCACGAGCACGUCCCACCACUGGAUCGGCCUCACGGACGGGGGCCACGAGGGCGUCUGGCGCUGGGCAGACGGGACACCGUUCAGUGCUGGCCGGAGCCCUGCGUUUUGGGGCAGCCAUCAGCCAGACAACUGGCAGCACGAGGACGGCCGGACGGAGGACUGCGUCCACAUGCAGCACAAGUGGAACGACAUGCUCUGCGACACCCCCUAUCACUGGGUGUGCAAGAAGCCCACCGGCCAACGCGUGGCCUGAGACGGGCCAGGAGGGAGAGCCGCGGCCACUGCCAGCCCUGGGCCCCCCCCCCAUGCCCUGUGGAGACCGCUGCGCCCAGCCCGCUCCCCGGGGCUCCCCGUUCGGCCCUCUGUGUCCCCUGCUCGCCCUUUCAUUUAGCCCUGCACACCCGCUAACGUCGCGUGACCCGGGGGGCCCCAGGGCUCCUCCAGGCCAAGGGCUUGCUGUGCCCCCGCGUCCCCCUCAGCUGCCAGCGUGGGCCUGAGACGGCGGCUCCCCAAUAAACACUGAGUAGUGCA
Molecule: messenger RNA, 2174 nt
Organism: Canis lupus familiaris (dog)
Lineage: Eukaryota; Metazoa; Chordata; Mammalia; Carnivora; Canidae
Gene: CLEC4F
Product: C-type lectin domain family 4 member F
Exons: 7
Coding region: 25-1896 (623 amino acids)
Molecular function (GO): signaling receptor activity
Source: RefSeq, a predicted model, not a curated record